Molecule: messenger RNA, 324 nt
Organism: Peronospora matthiolae
Lineage: Eukaryota; Oomycota; Peronosporomycetes; Peronosporales; Peronosporaceae
Source: the annotation of a GenBank genome assembly
AUGUAUGCAGCCAAGACGAAGUGGAUCGACUCACUUCCACUUGGGCCCGCUUAUGGGGAAAGCAGAGUCGCCUUGGGCCACCGCUAUCGUAUUAGUGCAUCAGCGGUCAUAGCGAUCGACCUGGGAGAUAUUGGUUUGGUGAACAUAAAUGCGCCUGUUGACCCCCUCGGUCGGAAGCACUUUUUCACUGACUUGCAUGAGGUGACGCGGAUAGAGCAGCCGACGAACCUCGCCGGGGACUUCAAUAGUGCUCAGAGCUCGACUCGUAACAGGCUUAGCGACGAACGGCAGGGACGUCCGAUAAGCAAGGCGCUUCAGACCUAA